Messenger RNA from Trichoderma gamsii, 1428 nucleotides. RefSeq lists its product as hypothetical. Bases 1 to 1428 code for a protein of 475 amino acids. NCBI's taxonomy places the organism in Eukaryota, Fungi, Ascomycota, Sordariomycetes, Hypocreales, Hypocreaceae. The transcript has a single exon. The record is from RefSeq and is a predicted model, not a curated record.
AUGUUCCCGUCUUGGACUGAAGUCACACCCGGCCUAUGGCGUAAAGAACUAGAAGGAGCUGAAAAGGUCUACCGCGAUAUGUCGAUGGCCUUUCAGGCAUCCGGAAGGGAGCAAUGGCGUCUCUAUUGUCAAUGCGAAGUUCGCUUAAAAGAGGGGUUUGCCGAUUUUGAUUUGCCAACAGCUCUUGAAACCUCUUGGAAACGGCUGAGAUUUGAGUUUCCCGCUCUCAGCGUUGUCCCGGAAGGCUCUGGCAAGGUUUAUAUGGCUCCGCAGAGCAUGCAAGACGUCGACGACUGGGCGUGCAAGACGUUCAUCGUAGAACACUAUCAGAGCCCGGAAAGCAUCAUUCGAGCCGCAGCUGGCCCAUAUGAUUUACCAAGACUGUACUAUUUCCCCAAGUCUUCCAAGGUACUGUUCUUGUCCUCUCACUGGCGCAUCGACGGCCUCGGGACUUGCAUGCUACUCGACCGGCUCUUCGAAAUCGUCGCCAUGUACCAGCCCUCGCAUAUUGACUCAUCAUUCGACUUGGAGAACGAGUGGAAGAAUCUGUCCCCUAGUCUGGAAGACGCCUGCGGGUCUCUUGAGCCCGCCAAAUGCUCUCCAGACAUGGAUCGUUAUGUUCGUGAUGCUAUGGAGACUCACCAUCGAGUUGCUGUGCAGGGUAUCGGCCUCCCUUACAAGGGAUCUGCGGAAACCGCACCAAUGGACUCCUACAGGCAGGCUCUCACCCUUUCUCAGGCAUCAACAAAAGCCCUUGUCGCCGCCUGCAAAGCUCGUGGCGUAAGCGUGACGGCUGCUCUUCAUGCGGCGCUUUCUGAGACAGCAUUUUCUCUAGCUCUUCCGGAAGAUGUAAUCAAGGAUUAUUCUACUGUUCUAUCCGCAAACCUCCGCGACUACUUGCCUCAACCCUACAACGGGAGAACACAUGCCUGUGCAACCUACGUUACUGGGCUUACUCCUGUGGUACGGAGGGAGAGCAAUUUCAUGGAGAGGGCUUCCGAACUGACGCACUACUACAAGAAUUGGUACAGCGACAUGUUGGUGAAGACGCUUCGGCUGAGGUAUUUGUACCAUGGGCAGAAAUUGUUUGCAAAGGCCCCAACUGUGGCCAACCAAGCCACGAAUACCAAGCUACCCAGUGGCAUAACGCUGAGCAGCUUGGGUGUCAUUGAUAAGCAUCUGCGAGGAAAGUACGCUGGCCCUGGCGGAGAGGUGGUGGUUCACAUAGCUGGGUUUCAGUUCGGAGUCAGCCUUGUAACUCGCCAAAUGAUCUUAUACCCAUGGACUUUCAAGGGACAGCUCUCGUUGUCGAUCAACUACAACGAAGCCUACUACGAGGAGGAGAGGGCCGUAGAUGUUUUGCGCAAGAUUGUCACUGUUCUCGAAGGAAACAUGGGCUUGAAGUUGGACAUUGUAAUUCUCCGCUAG